AUGCAGGAUGCAGACCCGAAUCAUCCAGGUUAUUUCCAGAAAAGAAAAGCCGAAAAAUCAAUCGAUGCUGCAGAGGAUUUGUUGGAUGACGAUUUCGAUGAAGCCGAAGACUUUGAAGGUGAUGACGAAGAUGAACUUGAGGAUUUCGAGGAUGACAUUGAGGGAAACUUGGAAAAUAUCGGUAAAGACGUGGUCGACUGGGAUGCUGAAGACUGGGAAUCGGAUUUUGAGGACGAGGAAGACAAGUACUUGAGAGAGCUGGAUGGGUUUGCCCCUGCUGGGGUUGGAUAUGGAAACAUCACAGAGGAAACCCUAGAGAAGAGCAAAAAGAAGAAGGUCUCGAAAGCCGAGAGGAAAAAGAUGGCGAGGGAGGCUCAGAGAGAGAAGGAAGAGGUCACGGUUUGCGCCAGGUGUCACUCUUUGAGAAAUUACGGGCAGGUUAAGAAUCCCACGGCUGAAAAUUUGAUACCCGAUUUUGAUUUUGACCGGCUGAUAAGCACGAGACUAAUGAAGCCCACUGGGACAGCCGACUCUACUGUGGUGGUUAUGGUCGUCGACUGUGUCGAUUUUGAUGGGUCAUUUCCAAAACGUGCGGCCAAGUCCCUUUUCAAAGCUCUUACGGAAAAUAAAGAAGGUUCGAAGCUGGGUAAAAGGCUGCCCAAGCUCGUUCUUGUUGCCACAAAGGUGGAUCUUUUGCCUUCGCAAAUUUCGCCUGCUAGGUUAGAUAGAUGGGUUAGGCACCGCGCAAGGGCGAAUGGGGCCCCCAAGCUGAGUGGGGUUUAUAUGGUUAGUUCAAAGAAGGAUUUGGGUGUGAAGAACUUGCUGGCAUUUGUUAAGGAGCUGGCGGGUCCUAGAGGGAAUGUUUGGGUUAUUGGAGCCCAGAAUGCUGGAAAGUCAACAUUGAUCAAUGCUUUUUCGAAAAAGGAAGGCGUUAAGGUCGCGAAGCUUACUGAAGCUCCUAUUCCAGGUACAACACUUGGGAUCUUGAGAAUUGGAGGGAUUUUGCCAGCUAAGGCAAAAAUGUAUGAUACACCGGGUCUCUUGCACCCAUACUUGAUGUCCAUGAGAUUGAAUAGAGAUGAGCAGAAAAUGGUCGAGAUACGGAAAGAGCUCCAACCUCGAACUUUCAGGAUAAAGGCUGGUCAAGCUAUACAUGUGGGUUGCCUAGUCAGACUGGAUCUUGACCAAGCUUCAGUAGAAACUAUCUAUGUAACGGUUUGGGCAUCCCCCAGUAUUUCUCUUCAUAUGGGGAAGAUCGAAAAUGCCUAUGAGAUAAAGAACAAUCAUGCCGGGAUUAGAUUGCAGCCGCCUAUUGGUGUAGAACGAGCUUCUGAAUUAGGAGAAUGGGUAAAAAGGGACAUUAAAGCAUGUGGAACAAGCUGGGACGUGAACAACAUGGAUGUUGCGGUGGCGGGACUGGGCUGGUUCUCAUUAGGUCUAAAAGGUGAAGCAAAUUUAAGCCUAUGGACUUAUGAUGGCAUACAAAUCGAUUUGCGGGAGCCUUUGGUGCUCGACCGGGCUCCUUUUCUCGAGCGGCCUGGCUUCUGGCUGCCAAAGGCCAUAUCUGAUGCUAUCUGGAAUCAAACUAGGCUUGAAGCUCGAUCGAGGAGAAAAGAUGAAGAAGGAAGUACAGAUUUGCUUUCUGGAGUGCAUACUGGAGAACAAAGACAAUAA
Striga hermonthica is the source of this 1674-nucleotide messenger RNA. Lineage: Eukaryota; Viridiplantae; Streptophyta; Magnoliopsida; Lamiales; Orobanchaceae. The record is from the annotation of a GenBank genome assembly.